Molecule: messenger RNA, 1911 nt
Organism: Acanthoscelides obtectus
Lineage: Eukaryota; Metazoa; Arthropoda; Insecta; Coleoptera; Chrysomelidae
Source: the annotation of a GenBank genome assembly
GAUAGAUUAGCAUUUCAGUAUCCUAAAUUAACAGCAAAGUCUUUCAGUCGUGAGUUUUUUGACAGCCAUCAAAUGUACAUUUGCCAUAUCCAUCACCAAAGUCGACAUUUCGAUCAUUACCAAAAUUCCAGUACAACAUCAUGAUUUUGAAGACACUGAAGCCGUUAUUUCUCCUUCUUUUUAGGAGACACAGGUAUACAUAUUUCUUCAACAAUCAUUAUUACGAAACUUGAUACCAGGGAGUUUUUGAGGAGUUCUAGCAAACGAAGCUGCUCUUCAAACGUAGCUCAUAUUGGCGGUGAAUCGAAGAGAGAGUAUAGCAGCGAACAGGGAUGUGGAAAGGGGGAGUUUCAAGUAUGCACAAUUUCCGAUUGUAUGGUGGAUCCUUGCAAGCCGGAACCGUCUGUUGUCAUCGUCGGAGCUGGAAUUGCGGGACUUUCUGCGGCGCAGAGAUUGGUCCAGUGUGGAGUCAGCAAUUUCACUAUCUUGGAGGCCACCGACAGACCAGGCGGCAGGAUCCACUCGUGCUGGCUGGGUGACGUCAUAGCCGAGAUGGGCUGUUCGAAUAUCUUGGGCGCAUGCAUCGGGAACCCAGUCUACAACCUGGCAGCUCAGGAGGGAUUGCUCAAGCCUCCAUUGAAAAAACACGACGACACCAAAGGGACCUUUUGCACCAGCGACGGAAGGGCUAUCGAUACGCCGAUUUCUAUGAUGGCGUUUCACGCUUUCAAGCAGAUUGAAAACGAAGCCGCUAGUUUGUUCAGCAUGGACGGCGGGAAACAGCACGGGUCAUUGCUGAAUUUCAUGGGUUACAGGAUCCAGCAGGAGAUUCAAAAAUUCCCCGAGGAUCAAAGGUAUGACGUAUCUCGAAUUAUGUACGGACUCACGAACCACUUACGAAUCAGGUUGGGAGACGACUUGAGUCAAGUAAGCGCUGGCAACUUUGGCAGCCAGAUAAAUAUACCUGGUGGUAGUGUAGGCGUACCCUUAGGUUUCGUGGGCGUUCUGUCACCCUUGAUGAAAGACCUGCCAGAUUGCAGCCUCAAAUUCGGCAAACCGGUGGGUCUGAUCCGUUGGGGCGCCGUCCAGAGCCGGAAUAAGGGACCCAGGGCAGUCGUACAAUGUUGCGACGGCGAAGAAUACUGCGCGGAUUACGUCAUUAUCACUGUCAGCUUGGGAGUGCUGAAGGAACACGGGGAGAAAAUGUUUUGCCCGGCUUUGCCUGCGAACAAGAUGGACGCUAUCAAAAGCUUAGGAUACGGCAACAUGGAUAAGAUCUUCCUGGACUACGAGCGGCCAUUUUGGGUAUGGUCCGAGGGCAACAUUAAGUUCGCCUGGUCGCAAGACGAACUGAACAAGAGAACGGACUGGACGAGAGGCUUGAGCGCUGUAGAAGAGGUGGAUGGCAGCAAGCAUGUCCUUUGCGCGUUCGUCAGCGGUCCGGAAGCGGUUGUUAUGGAGCAUGCUACUGACGAACAAGUAGCUGAAGGAAUCACUAAGGUCCUGAGGCAGUUCACCGGAGACGCAUCGCUGCCCUUCCCAUCUACCGUCCUCAGAUCAAAAUGGGCCUCCGACCCGUACUUCUGCGGAUCGUACAGUUACAUGAAUCUGGUUUCCAACAUUGGGCAUCAAUGUGAUCUGAGCAGUCCGGUACCAGGUUCCUGCGAUCCGGUACCACCGAUUUUGUUGUUUGCUGGUGAGGCUACUUGCGCAGGCCAUCACUCUACGGUUCACGGUGCGAGGUUAAGUGGUAUACGAGAAGCAGAAAGAAUUUUGCAACUUACGAAGAAAUUUGGAGGCCCACCCCCCAAGGAAUGCAACUGAAUCCGUAUCUUAAGGUUAAAUUAUCUCUUAUUGUGCAUUACGUCUUUGGUCGAAUAAAUGAAUAAAACAUUUGCUAUUUAUACUGGA